UGAAAACCAGGAGCAUGUUCAAAUAGACAAAGAGCUGGAAUCUAGAGCUCUGGAUAUGUGAGGCCCACUGAGCCAGUCCAUGUAUUUUUUCUUAAAAAACAGAAAAGACUCUUGCAUAAUCUUUAAGUAAAUUAUAAUAUUGAGACUAUUGUAAAACUUGCACAAGUGCAUUUUCUUACAGCAACAGCAUUCCACCCACUACCACUCUGGAAAACCUAAGAGACAAAAUUCAAGCAGCUGAAGGAAAAUGCUUUGUGGACACUGCAUUCUGGGGAGGCGUGGUGCCAGGCAACCACUGGGAACUCCGGCCCAUGAUUAAAGCAGGAGUCGUCGGGUUCAAGUGUUUUCUUAUCCAUAGUGGUGUGGAUGAGUUCCCUCACGUUACAGACAGUGACCUGCAUGUCACUUUGGAGCAGCUCAAAGGCACUGGAAGCGUUUUACUAUUCCAUGCUGAGCAGGAAAUUCAGCCUCCAUCUGAUGAAGAUGUUUCCACUUCAGAUCCUUGUGAAUACUCAACUUUCCUGAGAUCCAGACCAGACACCAUGGAAAUGGAGGCCAUUAGAACAGUCACACAGCUUUGCCUCAGAUACCAGGUACGAUGCCACAUUGUGCACCUGUCCUCUGCUCAGGCCCUGGGCCUCAUUCAAGAGGCACGCUUGGCUGGUGCCCCACUGACAGUGGAGACCACCCACCAUUACCUAACUCUCUGUGCUGAAAACAUCCCCCCCAGGGCUACCCAAUUCAAAUGCUGUCCCCCUAUUCGAGGGAAGGCUAAUCAGGAGCAACUGUGGUCAGCACUGAAAUCUGGACUUAUUGAUAUGGUGGUAUCAGAUCAUUCCCCCUGCAUUCCAGACCUUAAAACCCUUCAAACUGGAGACUUUUUUCAGGCCUGGGGUGGGAUUUCCUCCUUGCAGCUUGGUUUGUCACUGUUCUGGACUACAGCCAGUAACAAGGGAUUUUCAGUUUUGGACAUGGUAAGAUUACUCUGCCAAAAACCAGCAGAAUUGUGUUGCCUUGACAACCAGAAAGGCAGCCUUUCUCCAGGCCAUGAUGCUGACCUAGUUAUAUGGGAUCCAGACGACGAAUUUGAGGCAAGUAUUGAGUAUUUUAUAUACUUUUCAAAGAAAUAUCUAAAUGUCUCAAUGCUGCAAAACCAUAAUUGUAUUAUAUUCCAGGUGAAAGAUGCAAACAUAUUUCAUAAAAAUAAGCUGACUCCAUAUCUUGGCUGCAAACUUCGAGGAGUGGUUUAUGCAACUGUUGUCAGGGGGAAGAUUGUCUACAGUCAAGGCUCUUUCUCUCCUCAACCUCUCGGAAAACAUCUUUUCAUUACCCAGCCACAGGCUAAUGAAGAACAAUCUAGUUUUGCUUCAUAGAUUGUGUAAAUGAAUGAAUAUUGUUUAAUUCAAUGCAUUAAUAUGUUAUGAUACUGUUAAAUGGACACAUUUUACUAGAAAACUAAAUUUCAGUAGUUCCAUAUUUUCUGACUGCCUGUCUAUAAUUUUUUCUUAGAGUUAUAUUUAUAAUAACAUGCAAUGAUGUGCAAUAUGAUUUGCCUUCUGAUUGAAUAAAGAAUAACA
This is a messenger RNA of Paramormyrops kingsleyae, 1577 nucleotides long. RefSeq names its product allantoinase, mitochondrial. NCBI's taxonomy places the organism in Eukaryota, Metazoa, Chordata, Actinopteri, Osteoglossiformes, Mormyridae. The record is from RefSeq and is a predicted model, not a curated record. Gene Ontology annotation, cellular component: cytoplasm. Gene Ontology annotation, biological process: purine nucleobase catabolic process. Gene Ontology annotation, molecular function: allantoinase activity.